AUGGCGCUCUCGCGUGUGCUGAUGCUGCUCGGCGUCCUGGCGUGGUCGUCGGGGACCAUGGCAGCCAAUGCUACCUUCAAAUGUACUAUCAAAAUCACAUAUGCUCAACCCCCCCGCGGGCAGUCACCAGACGCGGUCAAGUUCCAGGACGAUGCGAUUGUGCGAACAAAGGACGGCCGGCCCGUGCAGAUAAAGUCCGUCAGCUGGUGGGGUGUCAACGACAACGGAACGUCCGUGCUGGGAUCGCUGUGGUCUGGCGGCAGCGCAGCUGCAACAGACAUGCCGUCCAUCGCCUUCCAACUCCGGGCUCAGGGUUUGAACGGCAUACGUCUGCCCUUCACUUUUGAAGACCUGCGGGCGCCACCCAGGAGCAUGUGGGCGAAGCAGGGCUGCCAAAAGGUGACGCUCGGCGUUCCUUCGCCGCCUGGCGACGCUCCUGCAGCGCCUGCAGCCCCCGGUGGUGCGCGGUGUGCUUGGUACCUGCCCGACAGCAGCAGCCAGGACCGACUCUUGUGGACGCUGCAGUGGUUUGUGGCCAACGGGUUCUAUGUGCUUCUGGAGCACACCCCUGCGGGCAGCGAUGCGAUAAGCCGCAACGCUGCUGAGUUUUCGAGCGCGUGGCGGUCGCUCUGGCGGGCUGUGGCGUGCCUGCCCAACUUUGAGGACGAUCUGCAGGGGCGAGUGUUUGUGGGCCUGCUCGGGGCGCCAGACAUCACAGGGCACCGCUGGGAGGCCAGCAGGGGGCUCGACGGCGGCGAGCUGCCCGGCAUUACGGAGCUGUACCUUGACACCAUGGACGCCCUGUGGGAAGACACUCCCGCAGCUCUGACCUUCUUCAUUGCUGGCGCAGGCCAGGGCGGCGCCAGCACCUGGGGCAGCGGCUUUGUCACCGACAAGGCCAUCGUCGCGGUCAACGAUUACAGCGGUGCGCUCAGGCAGCCGAGCUUUGACCCGAGUACACAAACGGCUGGCGCAUGA
Molecule: messenger RNA, 978 nt
Organism: Monoraphidium neglectum
Lineage: Eukaryota; Viridiplantae; Chlorophyta; Chlorophyceae; Sphaeropleales; Selenastraceae
Exons: 5
Coding region: 1-978 (325 amino acids)
Source: RefSeq, a predicted model, not a curated record